AUGGCGCUGGACGAGUACUACCACAACAAAAUCGAGGCCAUGAAGCUCGAGAUCCUCAAGGGUCAAGCAGCUCUGCGCCGCCUCGAGGCCCAGCGCAACGACUACAACUCCCGUGUCCGGUUACUUCGAGAGGAGCUGGGUCUGCUGCAGCAGCCGGGCUCCUACGUCGGCGAGGUCGUCAAGGUUAUGAGCACCAAGAAGAUCCUCGUCAAGGUGCACCCCGAAGGCAAAUACGUCGUCGAUGUGUCCGACAGCGUUGACGUCGCCAAGCUCACCCCCGGCAAGCGAGUCACCCUCCUCUCCGACAGCUACAAGCUCGAGAAGCUGCUACCUUCGUCCGUCGACCCCCUCGUCUCCCUCAUGAUGGUCGAAAAGGUCCCCGACAGCACAUACGACAUGAUUGGUGGCCUGGAUCAGCAGAUCAAGGAAAUCAAGGAAGUCAUCGAGCUCGGUCUCAAGCAUCCCGAGCUGUUCGAGUCCCUCGGCAUCGCCCAGCCCAAGGGCGUGCUGCUCUACGGCCCGCCCGGCACGGGAAAGACGCUGCUGGCGCGAGCCGUCGCCCACCACACGGCCUGCAAGUUUAUCAGAGUCUCGGGCUCGGAGCUGGUGCAAAAGUACAUUGGCGAGGGCAGCCGGAUGGUCCGGGAGCUCUUCAUCAUGGCGCGCGAGCACGCGCCGUCCAUCAUCUUUAUGGACGAGAUUGACAGCAUUGGCUCGUCGCGCGUCGAGGGCUCAUCGGGCGGCGACUCGGAAGUCCAGCGAACCAUGCUGGAGCUGCUCAACCAGCUCGACGGCUUCGAGCCCACCAAGAACAUCAAGGUCAUCAUGGCCACCAACCGCCUCGACAUUCUCGACCCGGCCCUGCUGCGGCCGGGGCGCAUCGACCGCAAGAUCGAGUUCCCCCCGCCAAGCGUCGAGGCCCGCGCCGACAUUCUGCGCAUCCACAGCCGCAAGAUGAAUCUGACGCGCGGCAUCAACCUGACAAAGAUUGCCGAGAAGAUGAACGGCUGCUCGGGCGCCGAGCUCAAGGGCGUCUGCACCGAGUCAGGCAUGUAUGCCCUGCGCGAGCGGAGAGUGCACGUCACGCAAGAGGACUUUGAGCUGGCCACGGCCAAGAUUCUCAACAAGCACGACGACAAGGAGGUGUCGCUCGGCAAGCUGUGGAAGUAG
Hirsutella rhossiliensis is the source of this 1170-nucleotide messenger RNA. RefSeq names its product ATPase family associated with various cellular activities (AAA) domain-containing protein. Gene Ontology annotation, molecular function: ATP binding; ATP hydrolysis activity; proteasome-activating activity. Gene Ontology annotation, biological process: proteasome-mediated ubiquitin-dependent protein catabolic process. The transcript is spliced from 2 exons. Bases 1 to 1170 code for a protein of 389 amino acids. Lineage: Eukaryota; Fungi; Ascomycota; Sordariomycetes; Hypocreales; Ophiocordycipitaceae. Gene Ontology annotation, cellular component: proteasome regulatory particle, base subcomplex. The record is from RefSeq and is a predicted model, not a curated record.